Messenger RNA from Epinephelus fuscoguttatus (brown-marbled grouper), 1937 nucleotides. It is a transcript of the gene pklr, whose product is annotated as pyruvate kinase L/R. Gene Ontology annotation, molecular function: pyruvate kinase activity; magnesium ion binding; potassium ion binding. Gene Ontology annotation, cellular component: cytoplasm. Gene Ontology annotation, biological process: glycolytic process. The transcript is spliced from 12 exons. NCBI's taxonomy places the organism in Eukaryota, Metazoa, Chordata, Actinopteri, Perciformes, Serranidae. The coding region runs from base 99 to 1682 and encodes 527 amino acids. The record is from RefSeq and is a predicted model, not a curated record.
CUGCUCAUUUACAUUUGACGCGCUUGUCCCUCCUCAACUCAGUCUUGGCCCGCUGCUCCGUGCAUCCAACAGCUUGCAUCAGGCGCUACUCAGAGACUAUGACACUGCCGGACUCUUUCAUCCAACGCCAGGAGCUCGAUGCCAGCAUGGCUGACACCUUCCUGGAACAUCUCUGUCUGCUGGAUAUCGACCAAGAACCAAUCACAGCGCGCAACACCAGCAUAAUCUGCACAAUCGGCCCUGCAUCCCGAUCCAUCCCCAAGCUCCAAGAGAUGGUCAAGGCAGGAAUGAACAUUGCUCGUCUAAAUUUCUCUCACGGCUCACAUGAAUAUCAUGGGGAAACCAUCAAAAACAUCAGAGAGGCUGUGGAGACGAUCACCUCUGACCCCUUGUAUUAUCGGCCCGUUGCCAUCGCCUUGGAUACGAAGGGUCCGGAGAUACGCACUGGAUUAGUGAAAGGGAAAGUGGAGGAGGAGGUGCUGUUGGAAAAAGGCAACCCUGUCCGUGUGGUGACAGCAGAAAGUGACAAAGAAAAGACAGACGGGAAGAUCAUCUGGGUGGACUACCCCAGCCUGCCCAAAGUCGUUAAGAAGGGAGGCAGGAUCUACAUCGACGACGGUCUCAUUGCACUUAAAGUACAGGAAACAGGCUCUGACUGGGUGGAUACGGUGGUGGAUGCUGGUGGGAUGCUGUGCAGUCGUAAAGGUGUUAACCUCCCCGGCUGCGACCUCAUCGGCCUGACGGCGGUUAGUGAGCGAGACGAGGCUGACCUGAGGUUUGGGGUGGCCCAGGGUGUCGACAUAGUGUUCGCCAGCUUCAUCCGCUCUGCCCAGGAUGUCAAAGAUGUACGGCGAACUCUGGGGGCACACGGACGACACAUCAAAGUGAUCAGCAAGGUGGAGAGCCGGCAGGGUGUUCAGAACUUCGAGGAGAUCCUGGCUGAAAGUGAUGGCGUGAUGGUUGCCAGGGGCGACCUGGGGAUCGAGAUCCCAGCAGAGAAAGUCUUCAUCGCCCAGAAGAUGAUGAUUGGACGCUGCAACUCUGCGGGCAAGCCCGUCAUCUGUGCCACGCAGAUGCUGGAGAGCAUGGUGGCACACCCACGGCCGACCAGAGCGGAGGGCAGUGACGUCGCCAACGCCGUGCUGGAUGGAGCCGACUGCGUAAUGUUAUCUGGGGAGACCGCCAAGGGACUGUUUCCUGUGGAGGCAGUCGCAAUGAUGCACUCGAUCUGCAGGGAGGCAGAGGGUGCCAUUUUCCACCAGCAGCUGUUUGAGGAGUUGCGUCGCCUCACUCCGCUCUCCACUGACCCCACAGAGGUCACAGCCAUUGGAGCUGUAGAGUCCUCCUUUAAAUGCUGUGCUGGGGCCAUCAUAGUCCUCACCACCAGCGGCAGAGCGGCACAUCUGCUGUCCAGGUACCGCCCUCGCUGUCCUAUUAUUGCCAUCACCAGAAGCCCACAGGUGGCCCGUCAGUCUCAGCUGCUACGAGGAGUGUUUCCUGUCCUCUUCCACCCUCUGCCUGCUCCCGUCUGGGCCGAUGAUGUCGACAACAGGGUCAACUUUGGCAUGGACAUAGGGAAAGCAAGAGGAUUCUUCAAGUCGGGCGACAUGGUGAUCGUGGUGACAGGCUGGAUCCCAGGGUCGGGUCACACUAACAUUAUGAGGGCAGUCAAUGUCCCAUAGACAACCUGAUGUUAUCUGACUUUAAAUCUGACUGAAAUGCUGACGAUGAAAACCAAAGAACCCCUUUUUAAAUAAAAUGAUAGCAACCGUCUCUUAUAGAAUAACCAAAGCAUUUUAACAGCAUCAUCAUUGUUAUUUAAAGUCAGGGUUAAGGUAGAGAAACACUUGUCACUGGAACUGGUCUCAUAAAUGCUGAACAUGUGUGUCUUGAAAGCGAUGACUCCCUCCAAAUAAAACUUGAACUUUUGCGUUUAA